Messenger RNA from Drosophila subpulchrella, 1705 nucleotides. Its product is annotated as protein yellow. The record is from RefSeq and is a predicted model, not a curated record. Gene Ontology annotation, cellular component: extracellular region. The transcript is spliced from 3 exons. Bases 74 to 1435 code for a protein of 453 amino acids. Lineage: Eukaryota; Metazoa; Arthropoda; Insecta; Diptera; Drosophilidae.
UUUCGAGUCUCGACGUUGGCGGUUGUGUACCCGCUAUAUUUGUAAACCUAAAAAAAGUAGAUAAAUAAGAGCCAUGCUGCGAUUCACUUAUGGACUGCUCCUUCUGUGGGCGGUUUCUGCCCUGGGAAACGACAAUCUCCGCGUGGCCUACGAGUGGCGGGAAAUAGACUUCAAGUACGCCAGUCCGGAGCAGAGGUGGUCGGCCAUCGAGCGGGGCGAGUUCAAGCCGGCCAAUGUGAUACCCUUUGGCCUGGAGGUCGCCGGCCACCGACUCUUUGUUACCCUGCCCAGAUGGCGGGCCGGAGUGCCGGCCUCGUUGGCCUACCUUGAUCUUAAUGAUACUUCCAGCAAAAGUCCUGACCUGAAGCCCUUCCCCAGUUGGCAGGCCCACAAUCUUCAAGAAGCCGAACCGGAAUUGGUCUCUCCAUUCCGCGUGCGAGCCGAUCGAUGCGGACGCCUUUGGGUUCUGGACUCCCGAAUCUCUGGGGUUUUGGAACAGACCAAGAUCUUUGGGGCAGCCCAACUGCUGGUCUACGAUCUGCACAAUGAUGAUCUGCUGCGACGACACGUCGUGCCCGCCGGCCAGUUGAAGCAGGGAUCCUUGUUGGCCAAUCUCGCAGUGGAGGACUCCGAUUGUGAGAACACCUAUGCCUACGCUGCCGAUUUGGGCAAUCCCGGCCUGGUGGUUUACUCGUGGAAGGACCAGGAGUCUUGGCGAGUGCAGCAUCAUUUCUUCCAUCCCGAUCCCAUGGCUGGUAACUUUAGCAUUAAUGGCAUUGAGUUCCAGUGGGAUGAUGGUCUAUAUGGUCUGGCUCUGUCGAAACCUUUGGAAUCCGGCUACUCCACGUUGUACUUCCAUCCACUUUGCUCCACCAUGGAAUUCUCCGUGGAUACGGCAAUAUUGCGAAACCAAACUUUGGCCACUUCGACGAUGAUUUAUCGGGAGUUCAAGGUGUUGGGUUCGAGGGGUCCAAACACCCAGGCUGGAGCCGAGUUCUUGGAUCCUGCUACCGGUGUCCUUUUCUAUGCCCUGCCCAAUCUCAAUGAAGUUGCCUGCUGGCGCACUGCCACUGAAUUUAAUCACAGUUCCCAGAGUCGCAUCUUUAUGAGCAACGAUACUUUGGUGUUCCCUAGCGAUAUCAAGGUGGAUGACCAGCAACGUCUAUGGGUCCUCUCCAACCAGCUAUCCGUAUUCAUCUACGAUGAACUGUAUCCCGGUUCCAUUAACUUCCGCAUUUUAACCGCCAGUGUUAAGGAUGCCAUUGAGAACACUGCCUGCGAAAUCAGAACUUCCCCUCUGCCGGAUGUGAUCAACAAACUUGGUGAUAUACUAAACACGAAUAUCAAGGUGAGGGUGAAUUCAGCUGCUUCCCUGGGGAACUUGAGCUCCCUGAUAAUCGUUGGCCUGUGUUUGCUGAUGAGCUUUAGGAUCUAGGUCUGGACGUACAAAAGUAUCUUGCACACUCGAAUGAAAUACUUUCGGAAUUUUAAUAAUUCAAAGUAUUUUUAAAAACUUUUGAGUAACACCGAAGAUUAAAGAUCUCCGAGGAUAGAGUUCUGUUGCUUGUUGGUUUUAAAAACAUUUCUGAUUUCUUAAAGGUACGAAAUAUUUUUAUUUGAGUGCAUCUGUAUUAUGUUAAGUUUUAGGCUAAGAAAACUGUAACCAUGUUCGUGAUGUUGAUUAAAUGUAAGAAGUGUAUCGGAA